Messenger RNA from Musa acuminata AAA Group (dessert banana), 747 nucleotides. Its product is annotated as pectinesterase inhibitor 12-like. Gene Ontology annotation, molecular function: enzyme inhibitor activity. The coding region runs from base 38 to 577 and encodes 179 amino acids. NCBI's taxonomy places the organism in Eukaryota, Viridiplantae, Streptophyta, Magnoliopsida, Zingiberales, Musaceae. The record is from RefSeq and is a predicted model, not a curated record. The transcript has a single exon.
UCUCGGCGCCGGGCUUCCCAUUCCUCAGCCAGCAACCAUGAGGCCAAGCCACCUCCUCCUCAUCCUUCUCUCCCUUUUCUCUUCCCUCCUCCCUUUCGCCUCUGCCGGUCCCACGAACAAAAUUGGCGAGGUCGCUGGCAUAUGUUCCCACACAGACUACCCAUUCCUUUGCAUCUACGCGUCCACCACUUACGGCCAGUCAUAUCUUGCCAUCGACGCUGCGUCCUUACUCGCCAUGCACAUCAAGAUGACCGUCGAUCACACCCAAACCGCGAAGGCCAUAGCGUCGACCUUUGCCGUCAACCCAACCACAACCCCCCAAGUGAAGCAGGCACUGGAGGUCUGCGUCAAACAGUACGAUGAUGCAUUCGAUGAUCUCGCGACAGGGAGCACCGCCGUCGCCGGGCACGAUGCAGGCACAGCCAACAGCAUGCUGAGUGCAGUCAUAUCGUACUACGGCACAUGCGAUGAUGCUUUCGCGGAGAUUUAUAAGGCAAAUCCCUUGGCCAAGCAAGAUGAUUUCUUGAUGAAGAUGGUGAGCAAUGCCCUCGCUCUUGCCCAGUUGAUCCUCCAGUGAUGGCUGCAGCUUUUUCUUGGUGGCAGCGGAAGAGAAAGUGAGAGGGAGGAGUUUGUGGCAUGCAAAUGGAGAUGUGGUUUGUGCCUAUAAUUGGUUUUCAUCCUCUUUUGUGACUCCCUAUAUCAUCAAUAAAUGGGAGCUGGCCUAAUUAUCAGCCAUCUUAGAUCUUA